Messenger RNA from Penicillium daleae, 2715 nucleotides. Its product is annotated as putative GTPase activating protein (Evi5). Lineage: Eukaryota; Fungi; Ascomycota; Eurotiomycetes; Eurotiales; Aspergillaceae. Bases 1 to 2715 code for a protein of 904 amino acids. The transcript has 4 exons. The record is from RefSeq and is a predicted model, not a curated record.
AUGGACAACUUCGAACCCGCGUCGCCGGGUGUGCCACACGCCCCCAACCACGACUCCAUGGUGACUGUCUCCCUUUCCGAUAUCCAGUCCAAUUCAGAGCACACGCAACCGGACUGGCGUACUCUCGACAUCCCUCCGACACCUGUCCUGGCGACCCAGGAGUCGGAAGCCAUCAAGAGCAAGACCGAGUCAUUUGGGCCCAUGGCCCUGCUAGAUGCCGCAAGGACGACCCCCAUUCCCGUCGACGAGCCUCCGACCCCAACCUCAGCAGACCCCAGACAUGUGAACGCCGAGCAGCCAGGAGAAGAGGAUAGCGAAGUAGAUUGGGAGAAUCUGGAUCGAACAGAGGAGCAGGAGCCGCGUGGAGAGGGAUCGGACGAUUCAACGGCUCUACUGCUCGCUCGCCUGGAGCAAGAGAACAAUGCACUCGCUACCAACCCCAAGUCGGGGUUAUCCAAUACCCCUCGCAUCCAGCGGCACCAGCGACAAUCUCGUUCGCAGUCGCUCGUCCAGAUCAAGAAAUUGAUUAAUGAACCUCCGCGGUCGGAGCUGCGUUACUCGCAACUCCAACCCCCUCCGAUGACCGAGCUAGAAUUUUGGGCCGCCCUGGUGGCAGAUUACCCGCAGACAGCUCAGCGACUGCCUACUUUGACGUCUAAUAAGAUCCAACAGGGUGUUCCUCCGCCGCUCAGAGGCGUGGUUUGGCCUAGCUUGGCCGGUGCUCGUGAUCCAACCCUGAUAGAGGAGUUCCAGCGAUUGUCUGGCGAAAGCAGUCCCUACGAUGGUCUGAUUGGCAAGGAUAUCGGUCGCAGUUUUCCUAAUGUUGAGAUGUUCCGAGAUCCUAAUGGCGAGGGCCAGCAAAUGCUGGCUCGAGUUUUGAGGUGUUUUAGUUUGUAUGAUGCCAAGAUUGGCUACUGCCAGGGUCUUGGCUUUGUCGUUGGGCCGUUAUUGAUGCAUAUGUCCGAUGCAGAGGCUUUCUGUGUGCUUGUCCGACUGAUGGAGCAUUAUAACCUUCGGACCUGCUAUCUCCCAGAUCUGUCAGGCCUUCACCUUCAUGUCUACCAGUUCCAAAACCUCCUGGCAAGGCAUCGCCCCGAGCUUUUCCAACACCUGGAGUUGUUGAAUGUUGAGCCAGUGUAUGUGUCUCAGUGGUUCUUGUCGUUCUUCGCAGUGGCCUGCCCAUUGCCAAUGCUUCUUCGAAUUUACGACGUAAUUUUCCUUGAGGGUGCCUGUGAAACCCUGAUGCGAGUUGCACUGUCUCUGAUGCAGCGCAAUGAGAAACGCAUUUUGGCCUGCACCGAGUUUGAGGAUGUCAUGCAGUUACUGCUGUCACGCAGCUUGUGGGACACAUACGCUUUCAAUGCCGAUGACCUUGUCAAUGACUUUGUUUCUCUGACUUCCCUCGUCACCAACGAGAGUCUCCAGGCCCUCGAAGUCAGCUACAACCAGUCCCAGGGUGUACCCACUGGAAUUUCCUUUCCUCAGAUGCAAGCAGCUGCAUCUCGGUUCCUCGGUCGACUUUGGGCGGGAUCCAGUUCUCACAAUUCUGUCAAAUCUCUCAACCCAAACACAAGUCCAUCGCGUCCCGCUAGCACCAUUCGUCGCUCUACAUCUAAACAGAGCUUGACUUCGACCUUGAAUUCUGUGGAGUCAGCAUCUGACGCGAGUACAGCCCCAACUGAGCUAUCAGCGACGGUUAACAGUGAUCAGAAGUCACGCAAAUCCAAUAUGUCGGCGCACCACAAAGACCGUGAUCUACACACGCAGAUCGAGGAUCUGUUGAUGGCACUGAGCGACCUCCAACGUCAACAAGCUGAUUUGACACGUGAACUACAACAGGAACGGGAGGAACGCGAAGAAGAACAGUCCUUGGUAAAGGAUAUGCUCAAGCACAUCCAAGAGCAGCCUGUCGAAUCACAGCCCCAAGAACUGAUCGCAAAAGCGCAAGCUCGCUUUGCAACCAGUGAACCCAAGGAAGGCUCAAUCUCCCAAACCAAACAGCAGCUUUACGAUGAUAUGACUCGAUGGAAGGAAAUGCACGAGUUGGAAGCCAGCCGUGGUCUAGACCUGACACGGCGCAUGGAUGACUUUGAGAAGGAGAAUGCCUCACUCAAAGAGCAGUUGCGCGAAGCUCGCAGCCGAAUCCAAGAUGGAUACCGCGACCGCCAGCGACUGGAGCGUCUGAACAAGGAACUGCGUGCACUCAAGAUGCCCGAAUCAACACCCCCGCCCGAGGCUGCCUCCGCAUCCGCUGAUUCCGAGUCGGCUUCCCCCACUGGCGGGCUCCGUGAACUGAGACUGGUCCGGACCAAUUCGCAUAAGACCCCGACCUUCAACAAGCGCUCAAGCAGCUUGGGUCUUCAGACCGUGCUGGCCACCGAGAACAACAAGCCUGCCGCUGAAGAUUCUCUCCUGCUGGAGUUGGUCAACGCCAAGACUGCCGAAGCCGUUGCCAAGCAGGAGCUCGAGGAAGUGAAGGGCAAAUUGGAUGCAUUGCGAAAGAUGAUCAGUAAAACCCAUUCUCAGCAGGGCGCCAACCUCGAGAACCGCCAUUCCUUCCUCGGCUAUUCGCCUUCUCAAGCUAGCAUCUCCCAGUCCGCCACCGAGCCUGUCAGAACCCCUGGAACUUCCAGUAAUGUUGGCGCAGGCGGUGGUGGUUUCUUCAGCGGAUGGGGCCGACGAGCUCCGCCCGCAAAUAAUGAGUCCCCGUCAUGA